Molecule: messenger RNA, 2727 nt
Organism: Macrosteles quadrilineatus (aster leafhopper)
Lineage: Eukaryota; Metazoa; Arthropoda; Insecta; Hemiptera; Cicadellidae
Exons: 2
Coding region: 79-2445 (788 amino acids)
Source: RefSeq, a predicted model, not a curated record
GGUAUUCAAUACUACAGCAACAAAACUUUUCAACUUUAAAUUAAGUUUGAGGAAUAUUUAGUAGGCCUAUCAAGGAAAAUGACUGAACCAACGGGAAGCGAAGAUGAUUUUAUUGACGAUAUUAUGAAUCAAUUGAUGGUUGAAAAUACAGUGCGGUUAGUGCACGAUGAUACACUGAAUCAAGAGCUUGACACUGGGCCUACUUCUGAAGAAGAUCAAGUGUUAACUCCACACUUGUUUGAAGAAAAUUUUAAUCUCAUUGAGGCUGAUGUGGUUCUGGAAGAUGGUUUGAACAUAAGCGAUGUUGUUGGACAACAAAUUAUUUUAACAGAAGAUUCUUUUGAAAAAAGUGCAAACAAUAAUAUCAUAUCAGAUCAGCAAGUGGAUGUUAAAAGAUCAAGUAAAUGUAACAUUAACAAUACACAUCGUGUUUCACCUAAUGAUUUUGAUGAUAUGGAAGAAGAUCCUGAUGACCCUGACUUCAUUUUUCCUGCAAGUGACGGGAAUAGUUCUGAUUCAGAACAUAGUAGGCCUACAGCAAACAGUGAAGAUACCGGAGAGCAGAAUGUAACGAUAGAGACAAACCAAAGAUCAGAAGAAAAUCAGAGGACUGUGGUAGAAGAAUUUGGUGAUUUAAGUGAGAAUAACAGCUCACAAGAUGCACAGGCCCAAGUGGGUAGGAAAAGAAAAAGGAGCAAGAAAGCUGUGCCUUCUGAAUGGGAGGUAAAUAGAAAUAAACAUCGUCGUAUGACUGGGCAAACGUAUACUGGCUUUACUAGAAGAAUGGUUGGUGAUAAGAUUGUAGUUAAAAAAGGUGGAGAAAAAGAAGAAAGAAAACUGGGCCCAAAGUGUAACUCCAAAAUUUGCAAUGCUAAUAAAAAGAGGCGUUGCGGUGAAUUUUCUGAAGAAGAUCGGAAGAGUAUUUUUAAAAAUUUCUGGGACUUGUCGUGGAAUGAAAAAAAAUUGUUUGUGAAUUCAUUUAUUACAAGAACAAAACCUAAACGAAGAACUAUAGGGGACCCUGGUAAUAGCAGGAGAAAGGGUACAUUUACGUACUUUUUAAGACUGAGAGGUGAAAAUAAGCAGGUAUGUAAAAAGUUUUUUUUAAAUACCUUGGCUUUAAAAGAGUGGAUGACACACAAUUGGCUGGAUAAAGAAGAUAGUGUUUUGAUUGAAGAAGCAGCUAAUGAAAACCUCGAUCUUACUAAUACUAACAAUAAUGCAAACGAUGGAUCAAGACAUGGAAGAAGAAGUGAAAAGGAAAAGGUUAUAGAGGAAUGGCUGGAUAGUCUUCCAAAAGUUCCUUCACACUACUGUAGGAAGUCGUCCAAAAAAUUAUACCUUGAACCAGUUUGGGAAUCGAAAAAAGCAAUGUUCAAUGAAUUUAAAAAAUAUGCUAUAGCUAAUCAAAAACCUUGGGGUAGUAUAACAUUAUUCAUGAGUGUCUUUGAAAGGAAAAAUUUGUCUAUAUAUGUUCCAAAGAAGGAUCAAUGUGAUGUAUGUUCUUCUUUCAAAGUUGGGAAUAUUUCGAAGGAAACAUAUGAUAACCAUCUAAAAGAAAAAGAGAGAGCUAGGGAUGAAAAAGAAAGAGAUAAACAACGAGCAAUUGCGGAAGAAAUUUAUUGUUUGACUGUUGAUGUAGAAGCAGUGAAGCUGACACCUCUCACAAGAGCUAGCGCUAUGUAUUAUAAAACGAAACUUUGUUCACACAACUACACGGUCUAUAAUCUAGCCACCAAGCAUUGUACGUGUUAUUGGUUUAACGAAGUAGAGGGAGAUCUGUCAGCCAAUACUUUUGCUACAUGCAUUACAGACUACCUAAAAGAACAUUGCUUGAGCCCUAUCCGCCCCAUCAUCAUAUAUUCCGAUGGUGCCACAAACCAAAAUAGAAACCAGAUUUUGGCUAACGCGCUGUUACAUUUUGCAGUACAAAAUAAUGUACAAGUGUCCCAAAAGUUCUUGAUAAAGGGGCACACUCAUAUGGAGGGUGACUUUGUUCAUGCAAAAAUCGAAGAAAGACUAAAGGGCAAAGAAGUGUACGUGCCACAUGAAUUUGUUAAAUAUACACAGGAGGCUAGGCAGAAGCCUUUUCCAUAUAACACAAAAUACCUCACCCAUGAUUUUUUUAAAGACUUUAGUAAAUUAUCCUACUACGAUUCAAUCAGACCAGGACGGACUAAGGGCGACCCAGUUGUUGUAGACAUUCAUUGCCUUCAAUAUGAUCCGAAAGAAGUAAGGAUUAAAUACAAGCUUAACUUCGAUGAAGAAUUACAAGAUUUACCGAGGAGGCCAGCCAAAGUAGGAAAAGACAUGCAACCUUCACAGUUGUUUAAGCAUAGACUUCCUUUAACAGAGUCAAAGUGGAAGCAUCUCCAGGAAUUAAAGACUGUAAUUCCCAGUGAUUACCAUCAAUUCUACGAUUCCUUACCAUAUAAGAAGGCGUAGUUAAAAAUCUAAAAUGAUAGGCUAAACAUUUUUUCAAAUAAUGUCGUAUCUUUUUUAUCAAUAACAAGUGAUUUUAUAACAGUACUGAAAGUUAGGGCCAAGCUAUUUCCGAUUUUUUAAUACUGUACUGGUAUUUGUAUCCUGUAUUUUAUUUGACCCUAUACUGUAAUGAUAUUUUUAUCAUGUAUUUUAUUUGACCUUAUACUGUACUGGUAUUUUUUAUCCUGUAUUUUAUUUGACCUAUGAACUAAAUACACCAAUUAAUACUUUCAAUUCUGUGUA